Portunus trituberculatus (swimming crab) is the source of this 4707-nucleotide messenger RNA. RefSeq names its product protein phosphatase inhibitor 2-like. Gene Ontology annotation, molecular function: protein phosphatase inhibitor activity. Bases 443 to 961 code for a protein of 172 amino acids. NCBI's taxonomy places the organism in Eukaryota, Metazoa, Arthropoda, Malacostraca, Decapoda, Portunidae. Gene Ontology annotation, biological process: regulation of signal transduction. The record is from RefSeq and is a predicted model, not a curated record. The transcript has 4 exons.
AAACUAUGAAAACUGCGUGUAUUGCACAACAGUCUGUGGAACCUUCUCUUUUCACUUUUCGUGAAUUACUUAUCUUGUGAACCUUAUACUUAAUAUCAGGUUACAAAGCCACUGUCUACAGGUUACGUUCAGCGUGUGCCGUAGUGUUUCAUUGAAUGUACAUGUGUCGUGGUGAGGUGUGGAGGAAGAGACCAGUAAAGCUUAAAUUCAGACAUGUUGGUGAAGGUGAAUCAGGGUCAUGACCUUAACCACACACUCACCUGGCUGGGACUCAUCAAGGACUGCAACACCUGCUCAUUGUGCAAUAAAAGUGUGCCAUAUGAAUAAGCAUACGUGCUGAAUAAUGAUGAUUAUUUACUAGCUAUACACGGUAAAUUUGCAGUUUCAUCCCCUUCCCUAAAUCUAAUGGACUCCCAUAAGAAAAGGGACUAAAUGGGAUGAGAUGAACAUCCUGGCAACACUUCAUCCAAAGGACAAAGACUAUGGUCACAUGAAGAUUGACGAGCCUAAGACACCAUAUACAAAGUACAAUGAAGGUCAUUCUGAUGAUGAGCAGGAUGGGCUGGAUGCUGAUCUUCUGGCAAAAAAAAUUCAGCUGGGAGGUAAUGAACUUCCCAAGGCAUUAGUGGAGCCUGAAGUGGAGGAGGAGUUAAGUGAAGAAGAAAGUGCAGAAGAAAAAGAGAAAAGGAAAAUUUUUGAAAUGAAGAGAAAGCAACAUUACAAUGAGUAUUAUGCUGUAAAACUUGCUCGAAAGUUAAUGGAAGAUGAUUCUGAAGAAGAUGACGAUGAAGCAGAAGAGGAUGAAAGCAAAGAAUCUGCAGGUAAAGAUGCAGUGAGUACAAAUGAUGAGAGAGAGGCAAGCAUGGAAGAAGUUGUUGAGGAUGGAAAGGAAAUUUCAGGAAGUCAUAGUGAAGAAAUGGCAGUGAACGAUGAACAAGAAGAAAGUGGGUUAAGAUCAUAAAGUCAUGUAUAAAGAUGAAAGAAAGCUGUGUAAUUAAAGUAGCUGUAGCUCCUACAAAAAUAGCAGUCCUUGCAGUUAUACAGUUACCAUUAUGAACACUGCUCAUAUAGUUUAGUCUCCAUCAAAGGUAGAGAUUAGCUUAUCCAAACCAUCAUUUGAUACUGCAUCUAUUUUUUUCUCUCUCUCUCUGUCUCAUAGGUCUCAGCAGAAGGAUCCGCUGUCUCAUUGUAUAAAUUAUUUUCUUCUGACUAACUUUGCCCUUCAUUUUGUAUAGUCUGAAAAGAACUAUUCUUAGUAUAGUUUCUUUCAAUCAUUUCCAUAAACAUAACAUUGAAUCACAUAUUAGAAAUGCAGCUAGUCGUCAAUUUACUUAUUGCUAAAAAAUUCCUGUAAUGAUAGUGUUUGUAAGUUAGUGGAAUAUAUUUCAGUAAAAUUUAUACUUGUCCAAAUUAUGUUUUAAACUUUGAUGACAGAUUAUCAGAGUAGCAGGAAAAGCCAUUGUUGCACCUGCAUGCAGACAAAUUCCCACCUGGAUCCGUCUUGUAAUUUGCCUUGUCAUUUAUAUCUAAUGCUUUUCUGUCAUUCAUUUUGGCUUUAUUAAAUCCUGUACUAUGACAGAAGUCAUUCUAUCAUUGAAUACAGUGUUUUCUUUGGUAAUGGUCAUUGUAUUUGAUGCCUGACAUGCCUUGUGGAACCACACUGCAAGAGAUAGCUUUGGCAGCAAUUAUACCAGGAUCCUUGGUCAUCACAUUCUCAUUCAUGCAACAUUACACCACUUUUUCUAUCAAUACUAUCCAUGCAUAUCAACUGUCAAACUGUCAUCUCCUUGUACUAAAAAGGUUCUUCAUUUGUACACUUCUUAACCAAACGUCAGCAAUUGGGGCAUUCGCUGUGGUCUGAAAAACAAUUUCCAAAUCUCCAGUCAACUGAAUUGUACACAUAAAAGUUGGUCAGCUGGAAAAAGAUAUUUGUAUCAUAUGUGUGUUAUCAAACCUACUAAUGGAAUAAUAAGAACAUUUAAGCCACCAUCAUCAAGCAGAAAACAAAGAAUAUGGCAAAAAUUAACAUUAACUAAAUACUAUGCAUAUUAUCUUGGGCCAGGAAUGUGUCAUCACCUUGGGAUGAAUAUCUACUAUAUUUUUCAUCUCUAUAUGAUCUUACUUUAUCCAAUUAAGUUAUGCAGUUUACAUAUCCAUAUGUAAUUCCUGGCAAAUAUGAAAGAGAUAAUCACGUUUUAAUGACAAAUCUUAGCAAGACACUGGAGAAGAUUAUCUGUUGACAUCAUAUCUCCCAAUGUCAUCCCUGAAUUGCUGCUUGUCUGUUUACAUUGUGCUUUCCUUUGUCUUCUUUGGAAAUACAACUCAUACUCUUACACCUUAGCUCUUUUUCCUGAUGUAUUCAUGCAGUCAACUACAGCACAUGUUUUAUAACCACUACACACUCGUAUCUCUUGGCUUGGAUUUGUUGGGUAUUUUGGAAAAGUCAGCGUUUCUGGUUUCUGAUAACACCCAAACCUUUCAUCUUUGUGUAGUUCCAGCUGUGAGAAUAUCGUGUCAGCACAAAUAAUACAUGCUCGAUUGUAUUGGGGAUUGGUAGAUAAAAUAUUAGUCCUUUUAGAAUCCAGUGAAAAAUAUUUCAAACUAAAUAUGUAACAGGAGAUUAGAAAUAACUUUGAAAACACUGAGAGCCUAGUUAUGGGUAUUUAGCUUAUGAUAAUGCUCUGUAGAGAUCUGAUGGAUAGUGUUAGCAGAAAACACUUAGGAUCAAUGUUUGCAGGAUUUAAGAUGUAUCAUGAGAAGUGAUUUAGAAUUUGCUUCUCCAGAGAACUGUGUGUAGAGUGUUGACUGCACCCUACAUGAAAAACAACUGGCAAUCACUGGCAACUCAGCCCAUAGUGAGUGCCCCAAUCUGUCUUCAUUCUCUGGACAUAACAUGGUGCCUUGCAGGUUAUAAACUUUUCAUUUAGCUCUGCAAAUGAAGGAUAAAUCAUUCUAAGCAAAGAAAAUGGCAUUUCAUUUGUUUUUUUAUUUAUGAUUUUGAAGGAAAGUGCCUUGGUGGUUAGAAUAUAGUGAGAUGGAGGCACAAUGAUUGUUUUUUCUACAUAGAUGCACUGAUUUUAAUUAUAUGUCAUGUGAUACUUUUUGGAAAGGCAUAAUUCUGCAAAUUAGUAUUUUUUUUAGCCUGAAGUCAAGUGAAGUUGUAUUUACUACAAACAAAAUAUUACCUGCUGCUAAUACAUAAAACAAUUGUAGUUUGUGAACCAUUGAUGAAAUAUACUUAAGUGUUUGAUUCUCAUCAGUGUAGAAGAAACAAAUGUACAUAAUUCUCUCUCUCUCUCUCUCUCUCUCUCUCUCUCUCUCUCUCUCUCUCUCUCUCUCUCUCUCUCUCUCUCUCUCUCUCUCUCUCUCUCAUAUAUUGCUAGAAUGAUGUGGUCUUUUGUUUUAGGAGUUAAAUGAAAAAAAUAUGGGACACCCAGUUUACAUUUAAAGUGUUACAUGUAUGUGAAUACUGUAGCAUGCUGUGGGUGUAAGUUGUGGUGUACUCAUCUAUACUAAACUGAGACAAGGUACAAAUGCCAUGCCACCUCAGUGUUGCAGUGUAGAAAAGGUUGAGAAUUAUUAGCCUUGGCAGUUUUCUUUUGACAAUAGUAACAGGAACUACAAUGUUGGACUCAUCAGAUUUUUUUUAAAAAAGCUAGAUUCCUACCAGGAAACUUUAAAAUUUGUUACUACUGCACUAUACCUCUUAAGCAUAUUGAAGUAAAAUUGGUUGAGGAAUCAAUGGGAAUGACUUCAAGGAUCAAAAUGUAAAUUGGCGACUUGUUGUAGUACAGUGAAGUUUCAGAUUAUAUUAGUAUUUUAAUGUGUAUUAUUUUGUUGUAAAGUAUGUAAUGGUAGCAUAUAAUUUGUUUGAAAGUAUAUGGCAUACCAAUGUCUGUUGCCAAAAUUAUCUUCAGGGAUUUCAUCAGAGAGCAUAAAUACCUACCAAUCUUGUUAGAAAUUGUCACAAAUUUAUAAUAAUAACCUUGCUUUCUGAUGAAAGUUGGAAGCCUAAUUUUAGGUGAAACUAUUUUUGUCAGAAUUUUAUAGAAGCUAUAACAUGCAAUAUAAUGAGUAUUUUUCUCUAUAUUUAUUUUCAAUGAAUGAAAUAUACACCUGCAAUAUUGUCAAUGGGAAAGCAUCAUUGUAAUAAAGUUCCUAUUUUAAGUAAUAUUUGAAUAACAUUAGUUCAAGAAGUACUUUCUUUUAACAAACAGUUACAGUGUGUUAAUUUUAUGAAUUUUGGAUAAUGUAAAUAUCGUGUUAUUGCUUCAACACUGUACUGCAAUUUUGCUCUUUGUUUUAUUAUUUUCUUAAUUUUGUUUAUUUUAUUUUCUGUAUAUUUUAUGAAUUAUUAUUAUUUCCUUUUAAUUUUUGGUCAACUUUCUUGUGUUACACUGUGCAGUGCCUCUGUAGACUGCAGAAACAAGAGCAGGCAGCAUUAUUUUAUACUCUGUAGUGCUUCUAAAACUGGAGGAGCAAGAAAUGGCAGCAUUAAUUUGAUCCCUUUUCAGUAUUUUUCAAUACAUACCAUAUAGCUGUGGAAAAGAGGAACUCAUUAGAAUGGAGAGUGAGAUAUGCUAGUAAAAGGGUAUGUAAUGAAGAAUUUUACAAUUCUCUCUCUCUCUCUCUCUCUCUCUCUCUCUCUCUCUCUCUCUCUCUCUCUCUCUCUCUCUCUCUCUCUCUCUCUCUCUCUCUCUCUCUCUC